Molecule: messenger RNA, 546 nt
Organism: Pseudozyma hubeiensis SY62
Lineage: Eukaryota; Fungi; Basidiomycota; Ustilaginomycetes; Ustilaginales; Ustilaginaceae
Product: ubiquitin
Exons: 2
Coding region: 1-546 (181 amino acids)
Biological process (GO): modification-dependent protein catabolic process; translation; protein ubiquitination
Cellular component (GO): ribosome; nucleus; cytoplasm
Molecular function (GO): protein tag activity; ubiquitin protein ligase binding; structural constituent of ribosome
Source: RefSeq, a predicted model, not a curated record
AUGGCCGCGAGUCAAGCUCGGCCGAGGUCGUACAGUUUUGCCUUCGAGAUCCAUUUGGUCAUGAUACCUGCCCCCAUCAACAUCAAAAGCUGUCAUAUGCUUCGACAUACUGCGAAAGCUCUGCGAAAGUACGGCAAGCUGACUCUUCCAAUCUUCACGUAUCCCUCCCUGAUUCGCACACUAACAGGUAAGACCAUCACCCUUGAGGUGGAGUCUUCCGACACCAUCGACAAUGUCAAGGCCAAGAUUCAGGACAAGGAGGGCAUCCCCCCCGACCAGCAGCGCCUGAUCUUCGCCGGUAAGCAGCUCGAGGACGGCCGCACCCUUUCGGACUACAACAUCCAGAAGGAGUCGACCCUCCACCUUGUCCUCCGUCUUCGCGGUGGUAUCAUUGAGCCCUCGCUCAAGGUGCUCGCCGGCAAGUACAACUGCGACAAGCAGAUCUGCCGAAAGUGCUACGCUCGUCUCCCUCCUCGUGCCACCAACUGCCGCAAGCGCAAGUGCGGUCACUCGUCGCAGCUCCGACCCAAGAAGAAGUUGAAGUAA